CAGUUGGGUGUUGGACCAGGGGGGGCGAAGCGGCUGCGAUUCCCCUCGCCUGAAUUCCUGUUGUGCCCUCUAGGUUUGGUAAGGAGACGGUUGGACUCGCCCGGGCUCUGCUUGGCGUGGAGCGUGGCUCAAGGCUGAUGCCAGCCAGGAGCUGUGAUCCCAUGCGGACCAGUGUCUCGGCUCUUCUACCAGGGCAAAGCACCGAAAUGCAGCCCAUGCCCCUGCACAGCCUUUCGGAGCUGGAAAGAGCCAGCCUGCAGGAGCUCGCUCUCUACCGGCUGCAGGAGAAGCUGCUCCUGGGAGAUCUCAGCCUGGCUAAAGUUGGACCCAAAGGCAGCAAAUCCAUCCGCCAGAAACUGGAGAGCUUUUCAAAGGAGAAGAAAGGUGAGCGGCCUCGCUUUUACCCGCGUCUGCUCCCUGCUCCGGCAGGGCAUCACUGGCUUUUGGUGGGGCUGAGCUGGGAGGUGCCCCUGCUGCUUGCUGCUCCCCAGGGCGGGUGCGCCGGCACGUGCCCAAGCCUGGGAGGGAUGGGAGGGAUGCGUACGUGUGCGUGGAUGGAGUGCACGUGCACGUGGCCGUGCGUUUGUGAAGGUGUGCACAUGUGAAUAUUUCCACCUGCACAUACGAAUAUUUCUACGCGCCCCUCUCAUCCCCGAUCUCGUGGCUCCGAAUUCUGCUUCAUCGUCCCUUGGAGGCCGUCAGCCACAAACCCUGGGAAAGCAGGAGCGUCGAGCACAGCCAGCUGGCAGCGAGCACUGCCUAAUUUUCUUCAUGCCACGUACAAGUUCCACCCAAGCAAACGAUGGAGCCGCAGCCUGGUAUUUCACAAAAUGGGUUUGUGCCUUGGGCCCCGGCUGCCAAAGCCCUGAGGCCAGGGCGGUGCGGAGGCUGGGAGCAAGGCGAGCUCUCCUUGCCCCCCAAGGAGCUACGGAGGGGGGAGAUGCCAUGAGUAUCCAGACUGUUACCCUCGAACAGACAUAGCUGACACAAACCCUGUAGAAGGUUAUAAUUCAGAGGUUAUAAUUGGGUAAGAAUCUUUUGAAUAGGCUAUUUCUGUGAUUUAUGAAGCCUCCCCCUCACAGCCACUGUGGCACCUUCUCAA
Molecule: messenger RNA, 1102 nt
Organism: Egretta garzetta (little egret)
Lineage: Eukaryota; Metazoa; Chordata; Aves; Pelecaniformes; Ardeidae
Product: rho GTPase-activating protein 6-like
Exons: 3
Coding region: 138-605 (155 amino acids)
Source: RefSeq, a predicted model, not a curated record